AUGCAGCCGGAGCCGCCAACGCCGUCCGACGGCACGACGGCGCUCCGACCGCGCGCCUACGUCACGGAGGGCCUCCCUCGCCACGACGCCGUGUUGUACUGCCCGUCGUGCUGGGCCUACCUCCAGCCCCCGGGGUCCUGGAUCCGCCGCGAGCCGCGGUCCUGGAUCAGCGCCACGCCGGGGAUGGCUGGAGAGGUAGCGAGCAUCCACCUAGGCCGCGUGCGCCGCCACAUCGCCGGCCUCGGCCUCACGAUCGCCGCCGCGAGGUUCGUCUCCACCGACCCCUGCCCCAGGCGCUUCGACCUCCGCAUCCACCUCCGCCACGAGCACGAGGCGCUCAAGACGGAUCCGCAGCCGCAGGCGCAGGUCGUCGAGCUCACCGCCCACGACCGCCUCUGCGACGCCUGCGUCCGGGUCCAGGCCGACCCGGACCAGUGGCCCGCCGUCGUGCAGGUGCGCCAGCGCGCGUGGCCGUCGUCGUGCUGCCGCAGCCGCACGCUGAACCACGUCAAGUCGCUGCUCGUCUUGUACUGCGGCAAGGACUCGUUCCUCCGCGUGGACUGGGACGCGGACGCCGGGGUCCUCGACGUGCACGUCGUGUCGCGCGCCCACGCCGACCGUUUCGUCCGCUUCGUCUCGGCCGUCGCGCCCGCCCGCGCCGCCGGCACGGCGCGGCGACAGCUCGUCUCGCGCGACGACGAGGGCAGCCCCUACGACCUCGUCCUCCUGCCCGCUGAGGCGUCCCGCGCCCUCGGCGGCCUGGGGCCUCUCGUCCUCUGCAUCAAGGUCACCAACUCGCUGGCGCUGCUCGACACCGGCAACAUGCGCGUCGUCGUGGUCGCCCGCGCGUCGGACGUGGGCAAGAAGGACGCCGCCGUCUUCACCGUGAAGACGCACCUCGGCUACGAUCUGGAGCCCGGGUGCCACGCGCUCGGCUACGACCUCUGCGGCGGCAACGCCUACAGCCAUGGCUUGGAGAAGUAUGGGCAGAGCCACAAGUUGCCAGCUGCGGUGCUUACUACGAGGUACUACGACGUCGAGGUCGAGGACGAGGACUGGGAGGAGAGCGCAGGCGAGAUUCAGGACGGCAGGGAGGGAGGCUGCGGCGGCGAGAUUGAAGAGGUUGCCACGGCCAUUGGAUGCAUGGACCUGAAUCUUGUCGACGACGAGGACGCCACCAUGGCACCAUUUGAUCGGCUCUGA
Messenger RNA from Miscanthus lutarioriparius, 1203 nucleotides. Lineage: Eukaryota; Viridiplantae; Streptophyta; Magnoliopsida; Poales; Poaceae. The record is from the annotation of a GenBank genome assembly.